GAAAAGAAAAGAAAAAAAACCAAUCAAAAGAGAGCGGCAUUGAAGCAGUCGGCACGGGCAGAAGGAGAGACGGAAAUAAAUAGGGAUUUACUAAACUCUGUUUCCCACUAUAUACACUUUGAGUUUGAGAGAGAACUGGGAGAGACAGAAGAAGAAAAGUCUAGAACUCAGAGAGAGAGAGAGAUGGGGAGGACAAGAUGCUUUCUUGACAUUAGCAUAGGAGGAGAGCUCGAAGGGAGAAUAGUGGUCGAGCUUUUCGACGAUGUGGUACCCAAAACCGCUGAGAAUUUCAGAGCUCUCUGUACUGGUGAGAAGGGCAUUGGCCCCAACACUGGUGUUGCUCUCCAUUACAAGGGAGUUCGUUUUCAUCGUGUCAUUAAAGGGUUCAUGAUACAAGGGGGUGAUAUCUCCGCUGGAGAUGGUACUGGUGGAGAAUCUAUCUACGGAAUGAAAUUCGAAGAUGAAAAUCUUGAAUUGAAACAUGAAAGGAAAGGCAUGUUAUCCAUGGCUAAUUCUGGUCUGAACACCAAUGGGUCUCAGUUUUUCAUCACGACAACUCGCACAGCUCAUUUGGAUGGGAAACAUGUUGUAUUUGGGAAGGUAAUUAAAGGAAUGGGAGUUGUCCGCUCAAUUGAGCACAUAACCACAGCUGAUGGUGAUUGCCCCACUAUGGAUGUUAUAGUUGCCGAUUGUGGAGAAAUCCCUGAGGGAGAAGAUGAUGGAAUAUCUAAUCUUUUCAAGGAUGGUGAUGUUUAUCCUGAUUGGCCUGCUGACCUUGAUGAGACUCCUGAAGAUCUUUCUUGGUGGAUGACUUCUGUAGAUUCAAUUAAGGGUUUCGGAAACGAAUAUUACAAGAAACAAGACUAUAAGACGGCUCUUAAAAAAUAUCGCAAGUCUUUACGCUAUCUGGAUAUAUGCUGGGAGAAAGAUGGAAUUGAUGAAGAGAAGAGUUCAAGUUUGAGAAAGACCAAGUCACAGAUUUUCACAAACAGCUCUGCUUGUAAGUUGAAGUUGGGGGAUCUGAAAGGGGCACUGUUAGACACUGACUUUGCAAUGAGGGAUGGAGAAGAUAAUGUUAAAGCUUUGUUUCGACAAGGUCAGGCAUACAUGGCGCUUAACGAUGUUGAUGCUGCAGUUGAAAGCUUCAAAAAAGCAUUGGAUUUGGAGCCAAAUGAUGCUGGAAUUAAAAAGGAGUAUGCUGUUGCAAAGAAGAAGAUUGCUGAUAGACGUGAUAAAGAGAAAAAGGCCUACAGCAAGAUGUUCCAAAAGUAGCACUCUGGAUGUCAACCGGUACAUCACUGUUUGAUUUGAAUUUUUCACCUUGUGCGCUGAUAUAUAAAGCUCCUGUCUGAUGUAGUUCCAAAUACAGGCUGCCUAUUCCUUGAACUUACAAAUGCUUCAUACCCAAAUCAUAGCCAGUGUCAAGGAAUGCAGACUUUUAUUGUCACAAGUGCUGUUUUUCGGGAGGGAAAACCAGGUUCCAAAUGAUCAAGAAAAUGCAACUGUAAAGAAGUAAAGAUAAAGAUCAUCUAAUUGAACUUCUUCCUUUUUAGUUUUUUGUUUUCCCCUUUUUGGUUCAAGGAAGGCAGCUGAAAUUUGAAACUUGCAAAAUCCAAUGAGUUGUAAUCUGAUCAAACUUUAAACCAAACAAUUUUGUCAUGUUGCAUGCUUGAAGCAUUUGUUGGUAUGGGGCUGGAGAUAAAGAACCCUUUACUUGGACCACGUAUUUUGCUUGUUUAUGUCAUAUGCAAGACUGCAAUAGGAAUUUUUUUUCCGCA
Malus domestica (apple) is the source of this 1778-nucleotide messenger RNA. Lineage: Eukaryota; Viridiplantae; Streptophyta; Magnoliopsida; Rosales; Rosaceae. The record is from RefSeq and is a predicted model, not a curated record.